AUGAAUCUUUCAGAAGACGUAGAUUUACUUGCUGUGCGUACAACAGAGUUGAUUAAGCAGAUAGAUGAAGCAUCUUUUACAUUGCUUUCACGAUUUUGUCAGAUAAUUGAAGUAGUUGAUAAUGAUGCAAAAGAUCAGUGUACAGUAGCUUCUGAAAGCUACCAGAUUGAAACGCAUGCUGCCUCUAUGAUUCGCUCAGCAGAAGAGUUAUUAUUAAUUUCUCGAUUGAUUAAGGAAGCAUGGAUGUUGUGGGAGACAAAUGCUUGGGAUCCCAUACCAGAGCAAAUGAAAAACAUAUCUCCUUUAUCUUUGGAUCAAAUUUUGGCACUGUUAAAUCAAUAUAAAUAUAAUCAAAGUUCUGAAAACACGGAAACUGAACAACAAACACAAGAAACGACUUAG
Molecule: messenger RNA, 402 nt
Organism: Pneumocystis murina B123
Lineage: Eukaryota; Fungi; Ascomycota; Pneumocystomycetes; Pneumocystales; Pneumocystaceae
Exons: 3
Coding region: 1-402 (133 amino acids)
Biological process (GO): regulation of transcription by RNA polymerase II
Cellular component (GO): mediator complex
Molecular function (GO): transcription coregulator activity
Source: RefSeq, a predicted model, not a curated record